Molecule: messenger RNA, 1715 nt
Organism: Copidosoma floridanum
Lineage: Eukaryota; Metazoa; Arthropoda; Insecta; Hymenoptera; Encyrtidae
Product: Phosphatidylinositol glycan anchor biosynthesis class K
Biological process (GO): attachment of GPI anchor to protein; proteolysis
Cellular component (GO): GPI-anchor transamidase complex
Molecular function (GO): GPI-anchor transamidase activity
Source: RefSeq, a predicted model, not a curated record
UAUAAUAAACACCUCUUCGUUUCAUUGAAAACAAAAUGUUAAUCCGUUUCGUAUACAUUUAUUUAUGUAAUUCAAUCUAGAACUUGAUUGUUAUUCUUGGUGUCCGGUGUGAUUACCGUACUGCAAAUAUAAAUGUUUUUUUAUGUUACGUAUACGUGUCAAGUAAACAUUAAACUAACCUCACUUUGGCCUUCAGUUUACAAAUUAGUGUAAAUGUCAACAAUAAAAAUAAAGUUAAUGUGUACCUGAUACGUUUUCAUAAUCAUGAGAAAAAGUCAAUCCAUUAAACAAUACUUGUAUAACAGUACUAGUAAAUUAACGGCGUAGUGUGUAGUGUAGUGUCUUUAUAGGAGUCACAUCAUUAAUACGCUGUGCUUGUAAACAACAAUGAAUCGUACAUAUUAUUGGAUGAGAUAUUUUCUGCUUAUGAUAGCAGUACACUGCAUUCAUGGCUUCUCUAACCAGAUACCAGAGAAUUUUUUUAAAACGGGUCACUCAAACAAUUGGGCAGUUCUACUUGAUACAUCUCGAUUUUGGUUCAAUUAUCGUCAUGUAGCCAACGUUUUGAGUAUAUACCGCAGCGUGAAACGUUUAGGCAUACCUGAUUCACAAAUAAUAUUGAUGAUUGCUGAUGACAUGGCAUGCAAUCCACGGAAUCCCCGUCCGGCCACCGUUUUUAACAACAUCAAGCAGCAUAUCAAUGUUUACGGGGACGACGUAGAGGUUGACUACAGGGGCUACGAAGUCACGGUGGAAAAUUUUGUACGACUGCUGACUGGCCGUCUAAAGCCGGAGACGCCACGAUCCAAAAAGCUCCUCACCGAUGAGGGCUCAAAUAUACUCAUUUACUUGACUGGUCACGGGGGCAAUGGCUUCCUCAAGUUUCAAGAUUCGGAAGAAAUAACUAGCCAAGAACUAAGCGAUGCUCUUGAGCAAAUGUGGCAGAAAAGACGUUACCACGAGGUCCUCUUCAUAGUUGACACCUGUCAGGCGUCGUCCAUGUACGAAAAAUUUUACUCACCCAAUAUUCUUGCUGUGGCUUCCAGCUUGGUUGGCGAAGAUUCACUUUCCCAUCACGUUGAUCCAGCUAUUGGAGUUUAUAUAAUAGAUCGUUAUACUUAUUAUGCACUGGAAUUCCUGGAAACGGUUGAGCCAUUCAGCUCAAAAACACUAAGUGAAUUCUUAAAAGUAUGCCCAAAGCAUUAUUGCCUGUCAACAGUUGGCGUGCGGGAAGAUUUAUUUAAAAGAGAUCCAAAAACGGUUCCAGUCACUGAUUUUUUCGGAUCUUUGAGGCCCGUCGAGUUGACAUCGAAUAUUAUAAAGUUGGUUGAUAUUGUGAAAAAUAAUCAAUCAGUUCCUACGGAAGCCAAAGAAAAAUACAAGUACGGUUCAUUGUUUCCAAGUUUUCCUCAGUACAGUUAGAUUUGAGGUAAUAAUUUUUUACAACAUUUUUAUAAUUUACAAUUAAUUUUUGUACAAGUUAUAUCGAUACGUGUAUUACACGUUUGAAUCCAAAUAUUUUAAUCCAUCAAUUGAGGUAUUUCACAAACACAGUAAAAAAAUCUGUACAUAAGAUAAAAUGCAAGCAUAGUAUUUAGGGGCAUCCUUAUGUAUCACAGAGGUGUCGGCAAGUCGGAGACCAAUUUGAAAUUUUUCAUUUAUUAAGUCCAUUAGUUUAAAACUUUAUUAAAUCAUCUAAUAAAAGAGAAAAAAAA